CGAACCUCCAGCCUCCGGAGCCUCACCAUGCGGGGCCUCAGGCUCUGGCUGCUGGGGGCUCUCUGGCUGCUCGCGGUCGGCCCGGGCGUCCCCCUGCCCCCGGAGCAACCCUACGUGGUGGUGCGGCCCCAGCGCCUGCCAGGACCCCGCCCGCGCAGAGCCCUCCCCUCCCACACGGUCCCCUACCCAGAGAGUGUGAGCUACGUCCUUGGGGCCCCGGGACACACCUUCACCCUGCACCUGCGGAAGAAUAGGGACCUGGUGGCGUCCGGCUACACAGAGACCUACGCAGCCGCCAAUGGCUCCCAGGUGACUGAGCAGCUGCAGCCUCAGGAUCACUGCUUCUACCAGGGACACGUGGAGGGUCACCCUGAGUCGGCUGCCAGCCUCAGCACCUGCGCCGGCCUCAGGGGCUUCUUCCUGGUGGGCCCAGCCAUGCAUCUGAUUGAGCCUCUGGAAGGGGCCAGUGAGGAAGGGCCACACGCCCUGUACCAGGAGACCCAGCUACAGCAGACAGCCAGGACCUGUGGGGUCAACCACUCCACGCUGGCCCGUGUCCUCGGACCUCGGACCUCAGCUGCCCUCAGGCCCCGGGACUGGCCACCGGCCCGAGAAACCCGCUACGUGGAGCUGUUUGUGGUCACCGACUUCAGUGAGUUCCAGCUGCUGGGCAGCAGGGAAGCCGUACGCAGCCGUGUCCUGGAGGUCGUGAACCAUGUGGACAAGCUUUACCAGAAGCUCCACAUGCGCGUGGCCCUGGUGGGGCUGGAGGUGUGGAACAGCGGGGACAAGAUCCAUGUCAAUUCCGACCCUGAUAUCACGCUCAACAACUUCCUGGCCUGGUGGCAGGGCCUGCCCAAGCAGUACCCGUAUGACAACGUACAGCUCAUCACUGCCCUGGACUUCACUGGCAGCACCGUGGGGCUGGCCAAGGUGGCCACCAUGUGUUCCAAGCACUCGGGGGCUGUGAACCAGGACCACCACCAGAACCCCGUGGGUGUGGCGUGCACCAUGGCCCACGAGAUGGGCCACAACCUGGGCUUGGACCACGAUGACAAUGUGCCUGGCUGCUACUGCCCAGAGACGGGGGACCGCAGCUGCGUCAUGGCGGCCAGGAUCAGCUCCAGCUACCCCAGGAUGUUCAGCCACUGCAGCCAGGCCGACCUGGAGACCUUUGUGGGGAAACAGGGUGCAGCCUGCCUGAGGAAUGAGCCGGAUGUCAGGUGGCUGGUGAGCGGCCCCGUGUGUGGAAAUGGGUUCCUGGAGGAGGGAGAGCAGUGUGACUGCGGCUCACCCCAGGACUGCCGGAGCCCCUGCUGCAACUCGACCACCUGCCAGCUUGUCCCAGGCGCGCAGUGCGGGCAGGGCGCGUGCUGCCACGGCUGCAGGGUGAAGGCGGCGGGGGCGUCGUGCCGGCCCGCGAAGGACCCGUGUGACCUGGAGGAGCACUGCGACGGGCUGCAGCCCGAGUGCCCCGAGGACGCCUUCCGCGAGAACGGCACGCCCUGCCCGGGGGGCCACUGCUACGCCGGCGCCUGCCCGUCGCUGACCGGGUCGUGCCGGGACCUGUGGGGGCCAGGUGCCCGCGCGGCCGCGGACACGUGCUACAGCUUCGCCCUCGCGCCGGACUGCAGGAGCCCCGCGCGUCGGGGCGCAGACGGUGCCGGCAGGUGUGGGGUCCUGUUCUGCGCGGGCGGCCAGCUGCCCCCUGAGUUCGCGUCCUGCACGCUCACCCUGGCCUCGGGCACCUGCCAGGCGCUCCGCCCGAUGGACAGCGGGGCCUACGUGCCGGUGCCCCAGGGCACGCGCUGUGGCCCGGGCAGGGUGUGCUGGGACGGCCGCUGCGAGGACCUCCGCGUCUACGGCCCCAGGAACUGCUCGGCCAAGUGCAGCGGACGCGGGGUGUGCAACCACAAGCAGGAGUGCCACUGCAGCCCCGGCUGGGCUCCCCCACACUGUGCUCAGCCACUGCCAGGCGUGCAGACAGUGUCCCGCAGUGUCCCAGUGGGUGUGCUGGUGGCCGGGGUCUUGGUGGUUCUGGCGCUGGGACUGGCAGGUGUGGUCUUCUUCCUCCGGAGAAGGAGCUCGGCAUCCAAGACAGCUGUGGGACUCUCCAAUCCUCUGUUUCACGCAGCGGGCAGCACGCCAGCAAAUGGGAGGCCUCCACCCUGCGCCAUGGGCCUCCCAGAGUUGGCCUCUACCACCCACUCCAUGCAGUCCCCCAGGCCCAUGGCUGCCGCGGUGACGCCCAAGCGGCCUCCGCCCGCUCCUCCAGCUCCCCUGCCCGGCACUCCCCACACAGUUCCUGUGUACACAAGGCAGGCCCCAGACCAGCUCAGACCUGCACCUCCUACAAAACCGCUGCCACAGCUGAAGCCUAAGCAGGUCGUGAAGCCCACCACCACACCCCCGGUGCCCCCGAUGAAGCCGGCAGCUGGAGCCACUCAGGGAGCCGUGGGGGCGAAGGUGGCUCUGAAACCCCCAGUCCUGCGGAGGUGAGAGCCUCAGCUCCCCUGGGUGGGCCGAGCAC
Messenger RNA from Sorex fumeus (smoky shrew), 2530 nucleotides. It is a transcript of the gene ADAM8, whose product is annotated as ADAM metallopeptidase domain 8. Gene Ontology annotation, molecular function: metalloendopeptidase activity; cell adhesion molecule binding. The record is from RefSeq and is a predicted model, not a curated record. Gene Ontology annotation, biological process: positive regulation of cellular extravasation; inflammatory response; regulation of cell-cell adhesion. Bases 28 to 2499 code for a protein of 823 amino acids. The transcript has 24 exons. NCBI's taxonomy places the organism in Eukaryota, Metazoa, Chordata, Mammalia, Eulipotyphla, Soricidae.